This is a messenger RNA of Ceratotherium simum simum (southern white rhinoceros), 858 nucleotides long. It is a transcript of the gene LIM2, whose product is annotated as lens intrinsic membrane protein 2. Gene Ontology annotation, cellular component: plasma membrane. NCBI's taxonomy places the organism in Eukaryota, Metazoa, Chordata, Mammalia, Perissodactyla, Rhinocerotidae. The record is from RefSeq and is a predicted model, not a curated record. Gene Ontology annotation, molecular function: structural constituent of eye lens.
GAGGCAGGCAGAGGGCUCGGGGCAAGCUCUGCCACUCAGAUCACCAUGUACAGCUUCAUGGGUGGUGGCCUCUUCUGUGCCUGGGUGGGGACCAUCCUCCUGGUGGUGUCCACAGCGACAGACCACUGGAUGCAGUACCGGCUGUCGGGGUCCUUGGCCCACCAGGGCCUGUGGCGGUAUUGCCUGGGCAGCAAGUGCUACCUGCAGACGGACAGCAUCGCAUACUGGAACGCCACCCGGGCCUUCAUGAUCCUGUCCUCCCUGUGUGCCACCUCCGGCAUCAUCAUGGGCAUCCUGGCCUUGGCUCAGCAGCCCUCCUUCGCCCGCCUCUCCCGGCCCUUCUCCGCAGGCAUCAUGUUUUUUGCCUCCACCUUUUUCGUCCUGUUGGCCUUGGCCAUGUACACUGGCGUCACCGUCAGCUUCCUUGGUCGCCGCUUCGGGGACUGGCGCUUUUCCUGGUCUUACAUCGUGGGCUGGGUGGCCCUGCUCAUGACCUUUUUCGCAGGUAUUUUCUACAUGUGUGCCUACCGGAUGCAUGAAUGUCGGCGUCUGUCCACUCCCCGCUGAGCCCAAAGUGUCCCGCAUCCACCUUCAUCUGGAAGUUAUAAUGAGGUCACUGAAGAGGAGGGGGAGGGUCUAGAGGCUGAAAUCCUGGUUCCUGGGGGCAUGAGGGGGCCCGGUCCUGGACCCUGGGUGGGGGACCCUGACUCUUGUGUCCCAAGAGGGAAAGAGGAAGAAUGGGGCCUGGUGGGAGGCAGUUGAGAGGAUCCAAGGCCCCACCCAUCAGGGAGCGUGUUAGAGAAAUGGAAUAUGCAUUAGAGUGACUUUUUGGAAGCUAAUAAAACUGAUGUGAAACUA